UGAUAGUUGAAAUGUCUCUUUCUGAAGCUUUUAAGGAUAUUGCCCACACACUCUUCUUCUUCGGUUCUUCCAUUACUACUUCUUUAUAAAACCACCAUCACACUGAGACAGUAACAAAACUUCAGAUCUGAAUCAAUCUCACAAGUGGUACAGAAAGAAGAAGAAGGAAUGAUGAUUUGUGAAAGAGAUGACUUUAGUCUCACUGGGCCAUUGCACUUAACAGCUAUAGAUUGGGCUAAUGAACAUCAUAGAAGAUCUGUAGCUGCUUCUUUGGUUCAAGGAAUCUAUGUAGCUGAGCGCGACCGUCAGCUACAAAGGGAAGGUCCUGAUUUAGCUCUGUCCCCAAUAUGGUCUGAGUUUUUCCAUUUCCGCCUUAUUCGUAAGCUUGUGGAUGAUGCUGAUAUCUCCAUAUUCGGAGGUAUCUAUGAGUAUAAACCGCCUCAACAGCUCUCUCAAACAGUCAAAUCCGUGGAACUGAGUCCGCGUUUUGUGAUUGCAUUCAGAGGAACGGUUACAAAAGCGGACUCUAUUUCCCGUGACAUCGAGUUAGAUUUCCAUGUUAUCAGAAACGGGCUUCACACGACGACAAGGUUUGAGAUAGCUAUCCAAGCGGUGAGAAAUAUAAUUGCUUCGGUUGGUGGUGGUUCGAAUGUGUGGCUUGCUGGUCAUUCUCUUGGUGCAUCCAUGGCAUUGCUUAUUGGGAAAACAACAGCUAGAACCGGAGUUUUGCCUGAGUGUUUCGCCUUCAAUCCACCGUUUUUAUCUGCUCCUAUCGAAAGAAUCAAGGAUAAGAGGAUCAAACAUGGGAUACGCAUUGCAGGCAGUGUGAUCACAGCUGGACUUGCUCUAGCAAAAAAAGCCACCCAACAAUACAGCCAAAACAACCGUGCAUUACCCGCAAUUCCCGACCCAUUUGCCUCCUUAUCCGACUGGUUCCCGCGGCUGUACGUCAACCCCGGAGACCACUUAUGCUCAGAGUAUAUAGGCUACUUCGAGCAUCGAAACAAGAUGGAAGAAAUCGGAAUCGGGUUUGUAGAGCGUGUAGCGACGCAGCACUCGUUGGGCGGUAUACUCUUAGGAGGACAAGACCCGGUACAUCUGAUGCCGUCUUCAGUUUUAACAGUGAACUUAAGCUCGUCAAGAGACUUUAAACAAGCUCAUGGGAUUCAUCAGUGGUGGAAAGAAGAUCAUAAGUUUGACACCAAAGUAUACCAAUACAAAUGAUUCGUACUAAUUUUAAUUAUAAAUCAAGUUAACCGGUAUAUGUAAACCGGAAUUUGUCUUCUAUUUAUUUUAUAAUUUUUCCGGUUCAAUGUGUUGUGUAGCUUAUAUGAAUAAAGAUCUAGUAACUUGUAAGCGA
Molecule: messenger RNA, 1360 nt
Organism: Capsella rubella
Lineage: Eukaryota; Viridiplantae; Streptophyta; Magnoliopsida; Brassicales; Brassicaceae
Product: GDSL esterase/lipase At4g10955
Exons: 4
Coding region: 169-1224 (351 amino acids)
Biological process (GO): lipid metabolic process
Source: RefSeq, a predicted model, not a curated record